Molecule: messenger RNA, 1065 nt
Organism: Microcebus murinus (gray mouse lemur)
Lineage: Eukaryota; Metazoa; Chordata; Mammalia; Primates; Cheirogaleidae
Gene: FKBP2
Product: FKBP prolyl isomerase 2
Biological process (GO): protein peptidyl-prolyl isomerization
Cellular component (GO): endoplasmic reticulum
Molecular function (GO): peptidyl-prolyl cis-trans isomerase activity
Source: RefSeq, a predicted model, not a curated record
GGCGUCCACGCGGGGGCGGCCUCCGUGGUGGCCGGGCCUGGGGACGCGGUAGGCCGAGAACUCCUCCCGGAGAGGUGGUAUGGGUCGAGCGGGCUCGGCGGCCAGCAGACACAGGGCCAGUCUGGGUGCCCCGGAGACCCCCGAGAGCUCAGAGCUGGGGCGGCGCCCCGGGCGGAGGCACAGGGCCGGGCUGGGGGGUACCUCCGGAGGACCGGGGCUCUUCGGAGCCACCCAGCGGGGAUGUGUGGGUGCCUCGGGGCCGACCCCCUGCAGCGGCCGCAGAGGUGUGGGUGUGCUGGGCCGGGGGCAGCUGGGUGUGGCGUGAGUGGGGCCGCCCAGUCGGGGCAACUGCUGCGCAGUCAGAUAGGGUCUGGACUUUGCGUAAAGGAACGGGUGGGAACUGAAGAGGGGAAGUGGGAACUGGGAGGGAGGGAAGGUCUGGGGGUGAGUAAAGGGGCGGGGCCCUGGCUGCUGUGGCCUCCCCUGACCCCCUACCCCCGCUGCUGGGGUCCUCGGCCAAGCCCCCUUCUGUCUGGACUGAAACAUGAGGCUGAGCUGGGUCCUGACAGUACUAUCCAUCUGCCUGAGUGCCCUGGCCACGGCUACGGGGGCAGAAGGCAAACGGAAGCUACAGAUUGGGGUCAAGAAGCGAGUGGACCACUGUCCCAUCAAAUCUAGAAAAGGGGAUGUUCUGCACAUGCACUACACGGGGAAGCUGGAAGAUGGGACAGAGUUUGACAGCAGCCUGCCCCAGAACCAGCCCUUUGUCUUCUCCCUUGGCACAGGCCAGGUCAUCAAGGGCUGGGACCAGGGGCUGCUAGGGAUGUGUGAGGGGGAAAAGCGGAAGCUGGUGAUCCCAUCAGAGCUGGGGUAUGGAGAGCGGGGAGCUCCCCCAAAGAUUCCAGGUGGUGCAACACUGGUGUUCGAGGUGGAGCUGCUCAAAAUCGAGCGACGUUCAGAACUGUAGCCAGACUGGGGAGGGGCAAGGGGAGAGAGGCCCCCAUCAGGGACCAGACUGUUCAAAAAAAAAAAAAAAUACAAAAAACAAAACUCUUUAAAGCCCAA